Molecule: messenger RNA, 2067 nt
Organism: Chaetomium strumarium
Lineage: Eukaryota; Fungi; Ascomycota; Sordariomycetes; Sordariales; Chaetomiaceae
Product: translocation protein Sec62-domain-containing protein
Exons: 4
Coding region: 458-1576 (372 amino acids)
Biological process (GO): post-translational protein targeting to membrane, translocation
Cellular component (GO): endoplasmic reticulum; endoplasmic reticulum membrane
Source: RefSeq, a predicted model, not a curated record
CUCGAUUCGAGAUUCUUCAACUUUCUUAUGUGCGCUCGCCGCUGAGUCGCGGCUAUGCUCAAACCUUCCAGAUCGGAUCGCAGAACGCUCGGACCACCUCGCUGCCACAGCCCUGGCCUGCCACAGCGCAGCCACAUGUCCAGUCACGUGACGUAGCAACUGUCCUGCGUUAUGUAAGUCAGCCCAGCCGGCUGUUCCUCCGCCAAGCUUUUGGGUCCACAACACGGACCAAGCUGCAACAGGGGUGUUCUCAGUUCUGAGAUACGUGUACGGAUUUGUGCCGAUAAACCUCAAUGUCAGCACAAAGAAUCAUCUCAACUCGACGUCGCUGUACGAGGCUCACAAUUGACUCGCAAAUUCGUUUGCGCAGCCAGACGGUAGCUUGAAUUGCAUUCUCUCGAACCUGAGCAGUCUUGACGCCGACCACGUUUUCCCAGCUCGAUCACAAUCCGGAGCGAUGCAGGCUCCUGCGCCCCAGCCCGGGCAAAUGCCCAGGCCCAGUCCAGAGCAGAUUGCGGCCAUGCAGCGGCAGCUGGCCAUUGACGCCGAGAAGAUGGGGAUGACGGUGCCGCAGUUCAUUGAACAUCUCAAGCGACAAGCUGCCGAGCGGGCACAGCAACAGCAAGCCCAAGGCCAGCACCAGCACCAACACCCUCAUCCGCACCAGCACGCCGUCCCGGGCCAGCAACAGCCAAUUGUGCCGGGCCCGCCCAACCCGGUCGCGAUAGCCCUCGCCAAGUUUCUGCGCAGCCAGAACCUCAAGCCGCGCACAUGCAUCCUGAACGGCGAGCGCAAGGACAUGUUUAGGGUCAAACGCGCCCUCCGCGCCAUGCAGUCCGACGCGUACGCGGCCGCGCGCAAGAAGAACCCGGCGCUGCCCGAGAUCACGGACCGGGCGUCGCUUGAGAACGCGUUCAAGCUGCUGCCGCUGUCGAUGCUCGCGCUGCGCGUGGUCAAGGCGGACGAGCACGAGGGCCACGACCACCCGCCGGCGGCCAAGAAGCCGGGCAAGCGCGUCAAGGGCCUGUGGACGGUGCGCAUCGAGCCGCAGCAGGAGGCCGCCGACGACAUGUACUACGUCUGGCUGUGGGAGGGCAGCCAGGUGAUGCGCAAGGUGUACGCGGCGCUGGCGCUGGCGGCCAUCUUCGCGCUCGUCUGCUACCCGCUGUGGCCGCUCAAGCUGCGCCAGGGCGGCUACUACCUCAGCUGGGCGUUCAUGUGCUUCAUGGGCCUGUUCUUCGCCAUGGCCAUCUUCCGGGUGAUCCUCUUCUGCGUGACCUACUUUGUCCUGCCGCCCGGCUUUUGGCUGUUCCCGAACCUGUGGGAGGACGUCUCGGUGAUCGACAGCUUCAAGCCUGUUUGGGCGUGGCACGAGCCUGCUGGGAAUAAGAAGAAAAAGAAGAAGAGCAAGAAGGAGGGUGGCGCGGCGAAUGCCGGCGCCACAUUUGCUGCGACUACCGGACAGCCUGCCCCGGCGACUGCGACCACGACCGCCACUGCCACGCAGGUCUCGACUGCGCCACAGCAGCGCAACUACAUGGCCCCGAGGGUGGAAGAGCUGGAGGAUGACGAGUGAUCGCGUGGAGGGGCAGUGGAGGGGAGACGGCGUUCUACUUCAGGCCGUUAGAGGCUGCAUCCCGAUUUACGCAGCUGGUGCUAGCAGUCUUAGAAGACAUGUCUGGGUACUGGGUAUAAAAUCGAGCACCACUGUGUUGUGCACAGUCCUCGUGUCAGGUGACAUAACAGCGUUUCAGUGUGGAUGGGAUUGAAUGUAGCAUGUCUGCCGUGCUGCAAGACCUGCGGGAUGAACAUCUGUUUGAUCCUAGUAGGGCGAGGAAGACCCGGUUCGAAGCACUGGCGGCUGCUUAACUGGCAACAGCUAUGCGCUGCUGGUGCAGAGCAAGUGCCGGGCAACCCUUUAGUCGGCGACUACUAGUAGCUAAUGGAUCGCCGCUGUAGCAGUCGGGAACAGGCAGCUGGUGUGACUGGGUAAAUCUUUAGAGGGAGGGCAGGAAGGUGGAUUGCGAGUCGCACCCCAUUUCGAAUAGUAUCUAUUCCACCCCGUGA